Oncorhynchus gorbuscha (pink salmon) is the source of this 2580-nucleotide messenger RNA. Its product is annotated as UBX domain-containing protein 4-like. The coding region runs from base 129 to 1700 and encodes 523 amino acids. The record is from RefSeq and is a predicted model, not a curated record. Lineage: Eukaryota; Metazoa; Chordata; Actinopteri; Salmoniformes; Salmonidae. The transcript has 13 exons. Gene Ontology annotation, molecular function: protein binding.
ACUACACCCAUCAUGCCAAUUUAGUUCAGCGAUGAGAUUGAACGUUCUAGCACAGUUUCUAAUACUUUCAGAAUAGAAACGACUGGACAGCAUUACAAAACAGAAAAAGCCAACACAUUUUUAUUAAAAUGCUUUGGUUUGAAGGCUCUAUUCCAGCAGCCAUCAUCUCAGCCAAAGAACAGAGCUCCAUCUUCGUCGUCGUAAUAACAGGCGACGAUGAGGUGUCAGCACAAAUGAUGUCCAGUUGGGAGGACGACGGAGUGGCCGAGGUCUCCCAUAACUGCUGUGUCGCAAUCAAGGUGGAUGCCAAGAGCGAGACAUGCUCUCAGUUUUCUCAAAUCUACCCGGUGGUGUGCAUCCCGUCCAGUUUCUUUAUUGGAGAGAAUGGAAUCCCCCUGGAAGUUGUUGCCGGGAGUGUCUCUGCAGAGGAACUCACGAAAAGAAUCGACAAAGUCAAACAGAUGCACGCCCAGCAGAUAGCAAGCGAGGGUGUGGAAGCAGGGACUCCCGUGGAGGCUUGCCCACCAGCCGUGGUAGCCUCAGAGCCAGCCCCGGCACAGCCCCCCUCACCCCCACUGGAGCUCCAGCCCAGCCACGCACCACCUGCAGCGCCAGCCACAUCUAAAGAAUCCCUGUCCAGGCCAGCAGAGGAAGGCGGAGCAUCAGCCUCAGUGGUCGUCACCCCCGGGGAAGACGGGAGCUCAUCGUCAGACGACGCAUCAACCAGCUCUCAGCCUGACAGGGUCCUUGAUGCUAAGGUGGAGAGGUUAACAAAGAAACUGGAGGAGAGACGGGAUCAGAAAAAGAAAGAGGAGGAGGGUGAAAUAAAGGAGAUGGAGAGAAGGAAGAUGGGGAAGGAGAUGCUGGACUUCAAGAGGAAGAACGAGGAUGAGAAGACCAAGCGCAUUAUGGAUGAGAGGAGCAGAGAGAAGGCAGAAGAGAAGGCUGCCAGGGAGCGUGUCAAAGCACAGAUCGCCCUGGACCGUGCUGACAGAGCUGCCCGCUAUGCCAAUAACCAGGAGGAGGUGGAGGUAGCGCGGCUGGCAGCACUGCAGGCCAGACAAGCAGAGGCGGAAGCCAAGAAGGAGAUCGUACACAGGGAGAGGAGCGCCAUAGCAAGAAUACAGUUCCGUCUCCCAGAUGGUUCUUUCUUCACCAGGCAGUUCUCCUCAGAGGCCAAACUGAAUGAGGCUCGGCAGUUUGCUGUCAAUGAAGUGGGAAAUCGCUAUGGCAACUUCUCCCUGGCGACUAUGUUCCCUCGCAGGGAGUUUACGGCUGACGACCUGGGUAAGACUCUACUGGAGUUGGAGCUGGCUCCCGGUGCCUCCAUAGUCCUGCUGCCUCAAACAGGACGGCCCAAUAACACGGUGGUGCAGUCUGGAGGGGGUAUCUGGGCUGUGUUGGGUACCAUCCUCUACCCCCUGCUGGCUGUGUGGAGGUUCCUGAGUGGCUUCCUCUUCACCAGCCCCGCCACCCCCAGAGCAGCAGGCCCCAGAGGCCCAGCCCAGCAGCCCAACACUAACUCAGGCUCUGGUUCCUCCUCAUCUGCUGAACCGAAGAGAGAAACCCUUCGCAAACGCACACUGGAGAAGCAACCAGUAGACUUCAAACGAGACGGUAAAAUCCACAGGCUACGGAAUCACCAGGACAGUGAGGAUGAGAAUAACACUUGGAACGGCAACUCUACCCAGCAGAUGUAGUGCAAUAACACUGUUCCCCCCCCCCCCUUCCUUCCCUCCUGCUAAUAGGGCUGUUUGUUUUAUGUUUAUCUAGUCUAAGCCUGUACUGUCUCCCCCCCCCUCUUCCUUCCCUCCUGCUAAUAGGGCUGUUUGUUUUAUGUUUAUCUUGUCUAAGCCUGUACUCUCUCUCCCCCCCCUCUUCCUUCCCUCCUGCUAAUAAUAGGGCUGUAUGUUUUAUGUUUAUCUUGUCUAAGCCUGUACUCUGCUCCUCCCCUGCAUGGGUAGAUGUAAUCAAGUUUUACCUCCCGACCGUUGGGCUUGAACAGAGAAGACCCCCUUUGUGUUGAAACUGUUACUUGAUUCAUUCAGCCUCCUUACAGAAUACAACCAGCCGGGGGGACCGUCAGUAUCCUGACAUGUCUACUGUAUGAUGAAGGGCUGAGACAGGUGUUGAUUGAUGGCCUUGUCUAAAUGAGAACUUUUGUGUUUAAUUUAACAUUUAACAUUCAAUAACCAGAUAAAAUGGUGUUUAAUGCUGUAUGAUAUGAGGCCUGUGUGUGUAGCAGUAUUUAAUCAAGGCUGUGACCCCUUGGUAUAGACUACCUCCCUCGGCAGUAGAAUGUGCUUCUACUACUAGUUGAACAUGGGAAACCACUGUACUGCUCUCAUUUAACUAUGGGAAUAAAAAUGUUUUCCAAUAAACAAUCAUUUGGCUUGCUCUAUAAUUCUGUUAAAUCAAGCCUUACCAUAAUACUUUUUGUUGGUUUGUUUGCAAUGUCAUCUAAUGAGCUGUGAAUAACAGUGACUCAAUCAGAUCUUUAUUGGUUACAGAUGUGCAAAAUACAAUUGAUUUGAGAUUCUUGCUUUCGCAGCAGUGCUUUAUAAAAUGGUAAUUAUAACC